Molecule: messenger RNA, 870 nt
Organism: Clupea harengus (Atlantic herring)
Lineage: Eukaryota; Metazoa; Chordata; Actinopteri; Clupeiformes; Clupeidae
Gene: pvalb8
Product: parvalbumin 8
Cellular component (GO): cytoplasm
Molecular function (GO): calcium ion binding
Source: RefSeq, a predicted model, not a curated record
CAGUGGGAUGGGAAUGGGAGUGUUGCUGAGACAGAGCAUAUUGCUUAAUUUGCUAUUUGUAUGUUACAGAUGUCUGUGGGCUUGCCCAUCCACACUCAGCUCCGGCGGUUAUAAAUAGUAAAGGUUAAUUAGUUAGGUAGGAAAUUUGAGCUGAUCCUUUUUAAUUUGAUACACAGACAGGUAACCUAAGAAUUGCCUAUUGUCACUACAAUCAGACCUAUAUAAAUCCUUCUUGGCAGACAGCAGUCACCACAUAGCCUUACUUCUCUGUUCGAGCACCUACGGCGAGAACUUCAAAGCGGGACCAUGUCUAUCUCAUCUAUCCUCUCCGCUGAUGCCAUCGACAGUGCCGUCAAGGACUGCCAAGCACCAGACUCUUUCAACUGCAAGAAGUUUUUCCAGCUAUGUGGUCUGACAAAGAAGAGUGCCCAGGAUGUGAAGAACGUCUUCAGCAUCAUCGACAACGAUGGUGAUGGCUUCGUUGAAGAGAAGGAGCUGAAGUGUUUCCUGCAGAAGUUCUCGCCUGGAGCACGGGUACUAACUGAGAAGGAGGCUAAGGCCUUCCUCAGUGCUGCUGAUGGAGAUGGCGAUGGAAAGAUUGGAGCUGACGAAUUCCAAGCUAUGGUCAUGUCCUGAACAACUGGACUGAACGGGUCUUCAUCAUCUUGUAACCCCUAAACCCCCUUCAACAGCAUUUCAUCUUACUUGAAUUCUCCUCUGCAGCAUCGCAAUGACACAUUUUGGGAAGCCACCGGUCGAAGGAGUCCACACAUACACCAUUUUUUGUAAUAUAUUUUAGAUGGGGUGCAACAGCAUCACCUACAUGUAACCCACUAGUAAUGACAUUGAGGAAAUGCACAAAUAAAUUCA